Messenger RNA from Carassius auratus (goldfish), 1712 nucleotides. RefSeq names its product Krueppel-like factor 12. The record is from RefSeq and is a predicted model, not a curated record. Gene Ontology annotation, biological process: regulation of transcription by RNA polymerase II. Gene Ontology annotation, molecular function: DNA-binding transcription factor activity, RNA polymerase II-specific; RNA polymerase II cis-regulatory region sequence-specific DNA binding. Lineage: Eukaryota; Metazoa; Chordata; Actinopteri; Cypriniformes; Cyprinidae. The coding region runs from base 243 to 1361 and encodes 372 amino acids. The transcript has 5 exons.
AUUAAUAAAAAGCGGAUAUGGAUGGAUGCACUAUUUUCUUGGAGAGGGAACUUGUGAAUAGUUGCGUCUGAGAGCCGACGACAUACCCUUGUUGUGUUCUACUUCACAAGCCAGCAACACCUUGCUUCCUUCCUGCGAAAGGCUGGUAGACAUAUUUAUCCAUAUGCGUCAAAAUCCUGCCAAGCGCCAGGAAGUGUACAACCUACACAAUGACUCUUUGAAGUGCAUUUCAUUGCUCAAACAUGGUCGUCGUUCCGGUGGCCACUUGCCAAGACCUUGCUGAGAAUGGUUCGCCCCAGUUAAUUCCCUCACCAGCUAGACAGAUAUCUCACGCAGGAUCCCCGAAUAAAGUGAAAGUCAUCAGCAAAGAGCCAAGGUGGAAAGUACGGAGGAGAGAGCAGUCACCCAAAGUGCACGGCUAUCCUGAUAUGGAGACUGUGCCGCUCCUGCUCAGCAAAGUGAAGGCAGAACCUCCAGAAGACCUGCUCUCAUCCGAGCAGUUCCAAACCCAGACAGAGCCUGUAGACCUGUCCAUCAACAAGACAAGGACAUCAUCACCUUCCUCCAACACCUCAGCCUUCUCUCCAUCUUCAUCAUCGUCAUCCUCACCUUCUGUCAUCACCUCAGUCUCCUCGGGAAUGCCGUCCGUUUUGACACCCGGGUCCUUGGUGGGCUCUCCUCAUGGAGUUAGAGGCCAGCAAUUUUUGCACAUCAUCCACCCCGUCCGCCCUUCCAGCCCCAGUAAACUUCCCAGUCAGGUGCACCGUAUCCCUGUGGUGGUGCAGUCGCUGCCCCUCAUGUACACCACAGCCGUUCACUCCCCGGCAACCCUCAACUCCACAAUCAUGUUACCUCUCCUGGACGAGGCCAAGUACCAGGGCAAAGCACAAACAGACCCCAAUGGCCUGUCGCCAAGACAAAUCAAAAGUGACAGUGAUGAUGACGACCUGCCAAAUGUGACCUUGGACAGUGUUAAUGAAACAGGAUCGGCGGCGCUGUCUAUAGCACGAGCAGUCCAGGAUUCCAUGUCACCAUUCAGUAUUGAGAGCAUUCGACGGCCACAGCCUUCUGAAUCUCCAGACUCCAAGAAAAGACGCAUCCACAGGUGUGAUUUUGCAGGGUGUAAUAAAGUUUAUACCAAGAGCUCCCAUUUAAAGGCACACCGGAGGACACACACAGGUGAGAAGCCAUACAAGUGCACCUGGGACGGCUGCACAUGGAAGUUCGCCCGCUCAGACGAGUUGACACGGCAUUACCGUAAACACACUGGGGUCAAACCCUUUAAGUGCGGGGACUGCGACCGAAGCUUUUCCCGCUCAGACCAUCUGGCCCUGCACCGUCGCAGACACAUGCUGGUUUGAAGCCACCCACUCACUCACUCGCACACACGGGAGAGCUGGAUCUCCCCCAAAAGUGUUCAGCUGGGCUGGACACAGAAAUGGCCAUCCCUGCCCCUGAGAGUGAGGAUAAAAGAGCAAGCCAAGGUGGAGUAAGAUGCUUUCCCCACAUUUGCAGAGCUAAACGGGGUCCAUUCAGGAAGGGAGGUGUCCUGAAACAUUUGGAGUCCAGUACGUUGAUUGUCUCAUGUCUGGUCAAAGGAUUAUUUCACUCGGACAAACGGUUUGUUUUUUGAUUUUUCCUUUCUUAAUCAUCCGUGUGGUCUGUUUAAAGAUGGCUGCUUCUCACUCAACAUCUACAAUGUAAAAAAAAAA